AUGAAGCAAAAUGGGCUUGAAGAUAUUCAAGAUAGAGAUGAUCAAAAUAAUUUGCAAUAUGAAUGUAUGGAAAUAGAAACACAAUUCCAACAAGAUAGUAAUGGUAAUCACGAAUUAUUAGUAGCUGAUUUACAUAUCCUUAAUCAGCUUAGAAUAAAAAAAGCUCUUAAUUUGGCACUAGAUUUAGGUUGUGAAACUGAAUUUAUUGAUAUGGUUAAUGGAUUUAUCAAUUGUAAGAAAAAUGAUAUCGAUGAUACAAAUGAUGAAAAUAAAGAAAAUUUGAGUAUGUCUGAUCCUUUGAUUCAAAAAUGA
This is a messenger RNA of Funneliformis mosseae, 312 nucleotides long. The record is from the annotation of a GenBank genome assembly. NCBI's taxonomy places the organism in Eukaryota, Fungi, Glomeromycota, Glomeromycetes, Glomerales, Glomeraceae.